Cyprinus carpio (common carp) is the source of this 2193-nucleotide messenger RNA. It is a transcript of the gene caps2, whose product is annotated as calcyphosine 2. Lineage: Eukaryota; Metazoa; Chordata; Actinopteri; Cypriniformes; Cyprinidae. The record is from RefSeq and is a predicted model, not a curated record.
AUUUUUAUACAUUUGCGUAAUUAGAUUUAAGAAUUUGCGUCUUAGUAGCAUAUUUUAUUUUCCUAUAAAUUUGUCUGUAUUUUGCCUACCUAAUUAUUUCUCAUUCGUUACCAUAGUCUUUAUAAAUGCAUUAAAAGCGUAUUUGUACAGGACGUUUUAGACUACAUUACCCAGAAUCCUUUCAAGAGCACAGUCACGUGUGUUGGGUUUAAAAUCACCACAGCAACGGGAGCGCGGAAGUGAAACCUGUUAAUUUAAACAACCAUUUGCACAACUAUUUACAUAAAUAGUGCACAGCGCCACUUAUAAUGAAAGCAAACGUCAAAUCGUCACCUUUAGAAAAAAGUGUGCAGCAGCCAACGAUAACUGGAGCAGACCGCGGGCCGAGGCCAGCAGGAGUUCCAGCGUUAGAGCUAGAGACCCUGCAAGACACGGAGGAGGAGCAUUUCGCCAUAAUUCCAAAGGAUGCUGCUGGCAAGAUUGUCCCAGGAGAUCUGACAGGGCUCUCCAUGAGCUGGGGCUCUCCAGCCUCCACACAAACACAGCAGUGUUUUGCGACCGAGAUGAAGGACUCUGCUGUGGUGUCUGCUUUGGAUAAGGGAGAAUCACUACAGCUGAGCUACAGAGUCCAGACACAGAGAAGUCCACUGUCUAGUCACAAACCCAACCUAGAUUCAUCACACUUCAGCUGUAAAAUCACAGCACAAACCAACUACAACCAGUCCAACACUGUACGACCAAACAGCAAGAUGAGGGAUGCGGCGGAGCUUACCGAGGACAGGAAACUGCAAGCAGUAAUUGAGCAGGUUAUGGUGGAUCAGCUGUCGAGGGCUGUCAUUAGCGAUCCAGAACAGAAUGCUGUGUCUGUCAGUCCCACGAGUGUCCCACUACGCUACAGGAGAACUCUUCACCACACUAAAGUAAAAACUAGGAUGUCUUUAACAGAGAACAUCUUAUCCAACAAGCUCUGCUUUCAAGCCAGGAUUUUAUCAAGGUGUGGACAUGAAGCAUGUCGAAAACUGAUUGGCUUCUUUUUCACAUGUGACCAAACACUGACCGUGUACGAGUACCGAAAUUUUGGUAAAAACAGAUGGAACGCGCUGCCCUUUAUCACGCGUGGUGUGUAUUUGAACGGAGGGAGGCCGUACUGCCUGCAGGACAUCUACCAGGGUGCCGAGCUUCGUUUCUGUACAGACGGCCCACACCUCCCCCAAAGUCUGAGACAGCAGCCGUGCCUGACCCUCAGAGUUACUGAUGUGGAUGACACAGCCAAGAGAGCCCUGGUAACUCAGUCUGGGGAAACUCUACAUCGUCUCUCUGAAGAGGAAAUCAGCGAUCAAAACACUCUAAAGGAAAUUCAAGGUGCAGUGCGUGAUAGGCUGAAGGGACAUGCGGUCCGAACCCUGAUCAAUCUAGGAAGAGAUCUGCAGACCUUACAUUUAAAGUCUGAUUGGAUUCAGCAAAAAGAACUGCUCAGACGAUCUCUGAUGGAGCAGCUGUGCCUCACUCAGCAGGACUUCGAGGCGGUGUGGAGGAUUGUGAGUCGGCGUGCGGAGGGGCGGGUGCACCCCGCUGAUGUGAUGCGUGCCGUUACCGGGGAGAUGAGCGAGAACAGAAAAGCCGUCUUCCUGAAGGUUUAUGUAAAGCUUGACCCAAAUAAAACUGGCUCCAUCUUCCUCAGCGAUACUGAAAAAUUCUAUAGAGGCAAACAAGAGUCUGACGCAGCACUCAAAGCCGAUCUGAACCCUGACUUCCUGGCCUUCGUACGGGAAGCAGGAAAGAUCACCAAAACCGUGUCCUACGCUGAGUUUGAGGACUAUUAUGAGGGUCUGAGUAUUGAAAUCCCUGAUGAUGAAGAAUACAUCAACAAUCUGAGAGCUACGUGGAGUAUCUGAGAACAUCUGCCUUGUUUUUGGAAGGACAUUUUCUGAAUAUGAGUGAAAUAUUGAGCUAUUAUGUUUGUUAAUACUGUUUGUCAUUAUAUAUUAUUCUUCAUAUUAUAUUAUUCAUAGUAUACAGUGUUAGUAUAGCACAGUGUAGAGUACAAUUAAAAAUUUCAGGUAUCAAUAAGAUUAAUACUUUUAUUCAACAAGGAUGCAUUAAAUUGAUCAAAAGUGACAGUAAAGACAUUUAUAAUGUUACAAAAGAUUUCUACUUUAAAUAAAUGCUGUUCUUUUGAACUUUCUAUUCAUC